AUGGCGGCGGAUACAACCGUGCUUGCGAAACAGAGCCAGGCGAAUGGCUCCGUUGACACCAAACCGAAGAAGUUCAAUCCAUAUGAAACGAACCCGGAUUUAGUGCCAAAAGAUGACCCAUUCCGUCUACGAAGCGUGCAAUACGGACGGUAUCGACCACAAAAGGACGAUUUCCACCCUCGGUAUAACGAUUGGUCUCAAUCAGAUCCAGAAGCGAUAAAUUACUGGGAACAAACGGUGAAGUCCUUGUGGACUCCCGAAAACUCAUUGAAACUACAGGGUACAAGAGAAGCAUAUGCUGCGGGCAGCGUAAUCAUAAGGGUUGACCAGGGAAAUGCGAUUGAUGCUUUGGCUGACAAGUUCUCCUGCGUGAAUGCAAAUGAAUUGAGCGCAUCCAGGAAGGCGGAAGACACACUUAAAGAAUUGGGGAUUUCCGUUCCCAAAAUUUACUUCUGCGGGACAAUCUCUGGGAAGAAUGUCACUGUGGAGACCAGGAUCCCCGGUGUUUCUCUAGACGUCGCCUGGAGGUAUCUCGCGGUGGACAAAAUUGAGGCCCUGAAACAACAAUGUCGUCGUGUUUUGCAACGUCUAAGUGGUGUGGGUGGCUCCCCUGGACAUCCAUCCUAUGUGUGCAGUGGGCUCAAUUCCCAUCAACCGUCCAAAACCCAAGGCUCAGAGCGAGAUUUACUCUUCAAUGCCACUGGAAAAUCUGACGAUCUUUCUCUUGUUCACAACAACAUGGUCUUAGCCAAUAUCAUUGUGAACAAUGACCGGGUUGUGGGAAUUACUGGCUGGCGAGAAAGCGGAUACUUUGGCUUUGAGAGAGCUAACAAGGUGCAUCGACUGAUCCGAGUGCCGCAAAUGGUCUCAUCCUUGUUCUUGGAAAGUGACGACCAGGAUAUUAAAUCCUGGGCCGAUCUAUACGAAGGUCUCUGUAGUUCUCCUUCAGAGAAUGGUUCAACAAACGAACACGGUAUCUCAACACACCCAGUGAAAACCGAGCCGUCUUCCAUGAAUUUGGAUAAAGUUCCCUUGAGUGAAGAAACCCGGGGGUUGCCUCAACUCGAUGGCGCCGACUUUCCCGAGGAGCACCCGACCCCCAGAAAAGUUGCCAGCCUCAAAAAUCAAGGCAAUUCGAGAGCAUCCUCCUCGGAUCGAUCCUCGCCGGCUCUAUCCAUAAAACCUGGAGCAGGCCCUGCUAAAAGACCAGCCUCUGCUGCAACGAAGAAAGGCAUCGGAAAGAAAUCUAUUAAGAAACGCAAGCUCGAAGAUCAAGAUAACGAGAGCGUAAGCAGUCGCCGUUCGAAUACCCCCUUGUCUUCCCGCCCGAGCAAGACGCCAGGGGUAAAAAAGCAGAGUUCCGCAUCUAUAUCGAGUUCUCCAGCGCCGGAAAGCAAGAGGAAAUUCACCAAGAAGACUGCCGCUGAAGAAGACGAUGAUUCCGACGAUAAUGAUGAGAUUUUCUGCAUCUGCCGAAGGCCAGAUAAUCACACAUGGAUGAUCGGAUGCGACGGCGGUUGUGAGGAUUGGUUUCACGGAAAAUGCGUCAAUAUAGACCCGCGGGAUUCUGAAUUAAUCGACAAGUAUAUUUGCCCGAACUGCAAAGAGAAUGGAAAAGGGUGGACAACCUGGAAGCCAAUGUGUCGUCUCAAAGAAUGUCGGAAGGCUGCCCGUUUUAACAGGAAGAAUCCAAGCAAGUACUGUUCCGAUGAACAUGGCCUAGAAUUCAUGCGGCAAAAGGCUCAACAUCUAAAUCUGACGCCCAGGAUGGGCUCCCAGAAGCCAAUUUCAAUCCAAAGGGCUAUUGCCAACGGUAUCGACCAUUCAAGAGAUGACGAUAGCGAGUUUGAGGGAUCCCAUAUUGAGGAUGGGGUUGCCUCCGUCAAUGGCGAUAAGGCUGGAAGCAUGGAAGACCUUGGAAGCAGGGGCGGCAUUCUUACUGCUGGUGACCUUGCGGCCGUAGUAAUGCGAGUUGUCUCAGCACAAGAAUUUCGCAAGCUUGGUGCCAAUAUCGUGUCGCCUCCACCUGAAGACAAAGAUACUGAUGCAGAAACAAAUUCCGGCAAAAAGCUUGGCUUGGAUGUCCAUAUCGAUGAUCUUAAUUAUUCUCCAGACGAAACGCACAAAAUUGCCAAGCUCCGCAAACGGCGAGACGAAUUACACCAUCGCAAAGAUAUGCUUACUGCGCGAAACGCAUUCCUCGCACUUCUUCGCCAAAGAUCCAAGAGUAUACUUGAGGUAUUGAAGAAAAAGGAUCCAAAAGGAGGCUGGAAAGAUAUCUGUGGCUUCGACUCCAGAUUAGCCUGGUCUGACGAGGAGUUUGACCAAUGGAGGCUGUCGGACAUUGGGAAGAAAGCACUUGAGGAAGGUACAGCUGAAGCCCUCGCGUUGAGCUACCCUACUUCCGUCGAUGAAGACGGUGAUACGGCUAUGGAUGGCGUCAAUGCUGAGGAUGAGCUCGCGGUUCUAUCCCGAGGGGUUUGUACGAAGAAACGCUGCGAAAGACAUAAGCAAUGGCUUAAGGUCCAGCAGCAGGAUUUACUAUUCGAGGAAAAUACCCUUGUGCAAGACCUCGCUGAAUGCGAGAAAGAAGCUCAAAAUGUUGUGGAACGAGUGGUGCUCAGGAUGUGGGCUGAGAAAGACAACGCUCAAAAUGGCAGCUAG
Aspergillus ochraceoroseus IBT 24754 is the source of this 2664-nucleotide messenger RNA. Its product is annotated as putative PHD transcription factor. The record is from RefSeq and is a predicted model, not a curated record. Gene Ontology annotation, cellular component: Set1C/COMPASS complex. Bases 1 to 2664 code for a protein of 887 amino acids. The transcript is spliced from 2 exons. Gene Ontology annotation, biological process: positive regulation of DNA-templated transcription. NCBI's taxonomy places the organism in Eukaryota, Fungi, Ascomycota, Eurotiomycetes, Eurotiales, Aspergillaceae.